Messenger RNA from Drosophila serrata, 1872 nucleotides. RefSeq names its product Ionotropic receptor 75c (gene Ir75c). The record is from RefSeq and is a predicted model, not a curated record. Gene Ontology annotation, molecular function: ligand-gated monoatomic ion channel activity. NCBI's taxonomy places the organism in Eukaryota, Metazoa, Arthropoda, Insecta, Diptera, Drosophilidae. Gene Ontology annotation, cellular component: membrane.
AUGAUGGAUUUGGCUUUGUAUAGACUGAUUGUCUUCAAUCUGCUUCAGCUCAAUUGGAAGAGUGUGAUGGUUUUUCAUUGCUGGUCCUUGGACGAAGCUCUUCCUCUGGCUGAGAUGCUGAGUGGAAAUGACAUUUAUUCGCAAUAUAUUGACCUGCAACAAGGCCAUGAGCAUUUGGCCAAUAUACACAAGGAGUAUUUGGACAGUGACUUGGUCAAAUUGGCUGUGUUUUUGGACUUGAACUGUGAGAAAGCUGAGCUUAUUACAAAUCAGUCCAGUCGUGCCCGUCUGUAUAAUAAUAAUCUCCAUUGGCUGCUCUACGAUCAGGCUGGGAACUUUACCAAAUUAAGACAGCUCUUUGGGGCUGCUAAUCUUAGUUUGAAUGCUGAUGUGACCUAUGUCAGGCAGCAGGAAGAGGAUCUAUUUAUCCUUUAUGAUGUAUACAACAAAGGCAGCCACUUGGGUGGACAGCUAAACAUAACCAUUGACCAGAGUCUUCAGUGUAACAGUAGUCACUGUCAGGUGAAGGAAUACCUAAGCAAUCUGCAUGAAGGAACUCGCCUGCAGCAGCGUCUAGACUUGUCCAGCAUCACUUUUCGAUUGGCUGCCUUGGUUUCUGUGCUACCCAUUAACUCAAGCGAGGACGUUCUCCUAGAGUUUCUCAAUAGCGAAAGGGACUCCCAUAUGGACUCCAUUUCUCGAAUUGGCUAUCACCUCAUUCUGCAUACUCAAGAAGUGCUGGGUUUCAAGUUGGACUACAUUUGGUGUGGUACCUGGAGCGUUCAGGAUGCUUUCGGUGGCGCCAUUGGCCUGCUGGUCAAUGAAUCCGCAGAGCUCUCUACUUCUCCUUUUGUCCCAUCUUGGAAUCGCCUUCAUUACGUGCAUCCCAUGACGGAACAGGCUCCCUUUCGGGCUGUGUGCAUGUUCCGGACACCACACAAUGCUGGGAUUAAGGCGGCUGUGUUUCUGGAACCCUUUACACCCACCGUUUGGUUUGCCUUUGCAGGUUUGCUGCUCUUUGCUGGAAUCCUGCUAUGGUUGAUCUUCCGACUGGAGAGGCAGUGGAUGCGACGGUGUCUGGAGUUCAUGCCCUCGCUGCUCACCAGCUGCUUGAUUAGCUUUGGAGCUGCCUGCAUUCAGGGUUCUUAUUUGAUGCCCAAGUCAUCGGGUGGAAGAUUGGCCUUCAUUGCCGUGAUGUUAACCUCGUUCCUCAUGUACAACUACUACACCUCGAUAGUGGUGGCCAUGCUGCUUGGAUCGCCAGUGCGAUCCAAUAUUCGGACCAUCCAGCAGCUGGCUGACAGCUCUCUGGAUGUGGGAUUCGAUACGGUACCAUUUACCAAGACUUAUCUGGUGUCUUCGCCACGAUCGGAUAUUCGUAGCCUGUACAAGCAGAAGGUGUUGAGCAAGCGGGAUCCCAAUAGUGUUUGGCUUUCUCCCGAGGAAGGUGUGAUCAGAGUGCGCGAUCAGCCUGGAUUUGUUUAUACCUCGGAGGCCUCCUUCAUGUAUCAUUUUGUGGAGAAGCACUAUCUGCCGCGUGAGAUUUCCGACCUGAAUGAGAUUAGCCUAAGACCCGAGACCGCUGUCUAUGGUAUGAUCCAUCUGAACUCCACCUAUCGGGAGAUACUCACUCAACUGCAAGUGCGGAUGCUGGAGAGUGGCAUCACCUCGAAACAGAGCCGAUUCUUUAGCAAGACCAAGUUGCAUACCUUUUCCAAUAGCUUUGUGAUCCAGGUGGGCAUGGAGUAUGCAGCUCCCUUGUUUUUGUCCCUUUUGGUGGCCUACAUAAUGGCACUGAUGAUACUCCUGCUGGAAAUCUCAUGGGCGCGUUAUGGCAGAAAGAAGCUAGCCAGCGUCUUUCCACAGAAUUAG